Messenger RNA from Daldinia decipiens, 3132 nucleotides. RefSeq lists its product as uncharacterized. NCBI's taxonomy places the organism in Eukaryota, Fungi, Ascomycota, Sordariomycetes, Xylariales, Hypoxylaceae. Bases 268 to 3090 code for a protein of 940 amino acids. The record is from RefSeq and is a predicted model, not a curated record. The transcript is spliced from 3 exons. Gene Ontology annotation, cellular component: cytosol.
ACUUUUCAUCCCAAAUCAUUAGAUUAACCUAAGUUAGGUUAUUGCAUUUUCACACUUAACGUCUUAAUCACAUAUUUUCUUUGUCUCUCUUUUUAGUUCUUUUCAGCUGCCACGAUCUGCCACUUCGUGAUCCGCCACAUCCUAGGUACCUAUCUAUGACGGGUCACUGUAUAUGUUGUAUUUUUUUUUACCUGCACCUUCAGGCAGCGCGUCAUCGCCUAGGUUCUGAGAGCGCGGUAAUCUUACCGGGGUUGUAGACAUAUUGUCAUGGCAUCAUCUCCUUCUGGACUCAUUAAUCAGUUAGACCUCGACACUGCUAAGAUGUGGAGAGACGACUCCAUCGAGGAGCGCAUAUUCUCGGCAGCUUUAAUAUGUCUAGAAGGUCACUACAACCAGUCUCCUGCAAUGGGACCCCAAUCCAUCGCUAAGGUGACUAGUAUUAUCUCUAAAACAUUAGAGAAGACGCAUACCUUCAAGGACGUUAGGGAAGUCCUAUCGAGAAAUGUGCGGGUAUGGAUAUGGCUACGUCGAGCUGUAUCCGCCGCAAUAUGUGAUCUCAAUGAGAAGUCUCUUGGUGUACGAUCGGAACCUUUUGUUCAAACGAAAUUCCUCGACAUCACUACCCCAGAGGUUACCGCUUUGAUUAUCAAGAACUACGUGCCUUUAAAGGAGGCGUUGCAGAUGCUCAACAAGCUCAUGCAUAUUGCUCGAAAUCUGCUUGUCACUACCGACCCAGAGGUCCCUCAAGAUCUGUCCGCAGCUAUCCAGUUCGACCAUGAAGUAUAUGAAUCCAUAUGUCUCUGUGUCAACGUGACUAGCAAGGGAAUUGAUGGGGAAAUGCCAGAAGAUGAAGCCUCUAGGGCUAAGCUGAAUGAGAUCACCGAACUAUGUAAAAAGGUCCUUGUGACAUCCCUACAGCAAGCUCACAAUUGGAUUGCCAAGAAUAACCGCAAUAAGAUGUUAUUUUGGUACAAAGUAUUAAUUGAAUCUCCUGACGCUGAGAGCAACCCAGGUCCAGAGGAUCGGCAUGAGUCAGUGCUGGAUUACCCAGCUCCUAGGAGUAUUCACCUGCGAGACGAAAUUUCGAACUGGCUAAAGAGAUCGUCGCGAAUGUGCGAUGCUGCUAUUAGCAUUUGCAAGGAAUAUUUUCAUGCUCAGAGCGCCGAAAAGAAGGAUCAAUGGUUACUCCAUGACGAGAAUCUCCUAGCCUGGAAUUACACCCCGCCUGAAACCUGGGCGUGGCAACCGGAUAUGUAUGACGAGGCUGCUGAAUUGGUUUCAACGUGGAACUCCGAAGAACCCGAUAAGUUUGAGCAGGAUAGAGCAUAUGGCCGUGUAUCGCAUGAACUCGACAAGUGGUGGUACGGUGCACGUGUCCCCAACUCAAACGACUGGAGUCUGACAAUGUACUCAACCGUUGACUCUGUUCCUCAGCGCAUUAAGGAAUGCGAAUCCAAUCUCAUGCAACGCUACGCAGCUACCGAACCACAGGAGGACCCGAAUGAUACGAUUGAGCAUCAUAUAGAGGAAGAACACAGUGUUGAAUGGCAAGGCCAGACGUCUCAGUCGGGUCAGGCCUUCGCCCCCGAGUACGAUGAAUAUGAGGAAGAAGCUGAUGACGACGAUUCAUAUGGUGAAGGGCCAAUGACUGGGCUUCUGACCGAGGUGCCAAAUAUCCUUGAUCCUAAACAGAUAGAAGCACUUCAUAUGAUCGUCAAAUCUUGCAUAUUAGAUUCAGCGGGUUCUGGUUUAACUAUAUUCCGCGAGAACUUGCAACAAACCCGUUGUCGUAUCUUUCUUGCCACCGACUGCGGUAGGAACCUCCUGAGGGAAAUGCUUGUCUUUAUAGCCGUAUGGGAAAAGGAUGAACAGUCUUUAAUAUUUCAGAUUAGCAGUCAGAUAGUGCAGGCGAUUCACGAAAACUCGCUCAUCCCCUACGCAUGGAUGGCGCUUCGAAGCCCUAAGGAUAUCAUUUCGCCAGCACAAACAGUCCUACUUCGGCUUAUUACUUAUUUAUUCCGCACAGCUUUGUUCCCCCCUAAGGAUUAUGAUCCCUUCCCAGAUACAAAAGCAGAAGAUGUCGAAAAGAUCCUCGCAAACGAAGAUGUUCGUCUCGGAAAGAUGCUUAACUAUCUAUAUGGUCUCUUCCGCAGCCGUAUCGUCCCAGAAUGCGUCGCCUUGAUGCAAAUUCAGGGCGAGGUCCGUAAGGGUCGACUAGAUCCCGCCGACUUCCCAGUUGAUAACUGGGAUCUGGAGCGGGCCAAAGACGGUCUGGUACAAUACCUUGAUUUUCUUUACACGGUUGCAGAUAUCCAUCCUCUUCGUCAACAUCUCAUCGACUACGAGGCUGUCUAUGAGCUCCUUAAGUUGCUUGAGGGCCUUGAUACCGGGGUGGAGAAAGCACCAUUCCCAGGCACUCGACGAAACGAGCCUCCCGCCACACCCUCUACUACCACAUCAACACACCAGGCGUCAUCAUCCAAUAAUCCGCCACCUCCUCCGCCUCCACCACCACCAAUAUCCGAUCCGCCCUACGAGUUCCCCUGGUCGGGUAUCAAAGGCCAAGUUUUAUCUAUACUUGCCGCUCUCUUACAGCCACCGCCUGGUCAAUCCUCGCCUGGCAAUCCGACAGUGCAGCUCCAAAUUUUACGUCAUAACGGAAUAGUGGCCUUGCUUAACUGCUGUUUAUACGACGACAACAACCGCUUCUGCCGUGAGCGCACACAGCUCUGCCUCAAAUGGCUUAUGGAUGGCUGUCCGGAUGCCUCGGCAUUCCUCCAGAGCCUCGUCAGCGCCAACCAAGGGCAGCCAGUGGCGCGUCCACCUGUCGGCAGCAACUUAACACAGAGCGUCAGGAUAGACGGCGUCCCUGGUGAGGUUAGGGUCCAGGUGCGCAGCUCGAGCGCGCCCGCUGGAGAAGUCGGCGAGGUAGUAGGGGAUGGUGCAAGUUCAAGGAGUAGGCUGGAGGAAAAUAAGAGUCGUAGCGAGGAGCUUGUUAAUGACCUCUUAGCGCUGACUGUUAUUGACAAGACUGGUAAGAUGACUAUUUCUCCCGAUGGUGAUGACACGGAGGAUGACGACUUCAUGUGAUUAGACUGGAAAAAGGUAAAGGUUUCCAAACAUUAGGGUCAU